Molecule: messenger RNA, 2447 nt
Organism: Scylla paramamosain (green mud crab)
Lineage: Eukaryota; Metazoa; Arthropoda; Malacostraca; Decapoda; Portunidae
Exons: 3
Coding region: 414-1406 (330 amino acids)
Source: RefSeq, a predicted model, not a curated record
ACAGGCUCAGUUACUUUUCCCGCAACCCGUUGUGUGUCUUAAUAAGUUUGCAGUUUGUUAGGACAAGUAAAUUGGGAGGAAAAAGAAAAAAAGUGCUGUGUGUUAAAUAAAAUAAUGACUAUUUAGUGGCCUGACGUGUCCUGCUUCAGAGCUUCUUGUGGGGAGGAUAUGCUAACAUGAGAAUACCAACACAUUUCCUUGGACCGUAUUCUGAAACACUUUCUCGCUGCACCUCUAGUUGAAGUCACACUGUUUUUUUUUUAAGUCUCUUUACGGUUCUAGUGACAGAUGAAGAAAAUUUCUACAUUAUUAACAGGAGAAACACUCUCGACAACCCAGCUAAUUAUCUCUGUGGUCUUUGAAAACAGUCGUAGUGAGAAAAGUGAAUACGGGUGCUUGAUACCAGAGAGACAAUGGCUGUAAAGGCGGGGAGGCUAUGGUGCGUACAGAACGUGCCGUACAGGAAUUCAAGGCCUCCUCCUCUCUUCCUGACGGUGACGCUGACGGGAUUCUGUCUCUUGGCUGUGACGGUAGUACGGUGCUGGCCGCGACGGGAGGAGCGCGUGAGGGUGGUGGUGACGGCGGGGCUGGCCAGUGACGACCCCGCUGCUGAGUCAGAGCUGAGGCAACACUGGCUGAAUGCUCCCUCCUCGCUGCCUUACAAUCUGAGUGGUACCGAGAAAUACAUGAGUGUGGCCAGGGGUGACACUUGGCCUUUCAUUCACCACUACAUCAAGAGGCUCUUCUCAGGGGAGACUGACGGCUUCUUCGUGGAGGCGGGGGCGCUGGACGGGCAGGUGCUGUCCAACACGCUGUGGCUGGAGCGCGAGUGUGGGUGGCGCGGCCUGUUGGUGGAGCCUGAUCCCUUCAGCUACUCCUGUCUCCUCACCAAGCACCGCAAGGCGUGGACCUCCAACACGUGCCUCUCUCCGAGCGGCCUCACCAACACCUCGGUGCACGUGUCUCUCAGCCUCGCCCCGAUGUUCACGUCCCCUCGCUGGUACAUGAAGGGCGCCUCGCACGAGCUGGGGGUGACCAUGCGUAACCCUUCCUAUGACAAUUACCUGAACAGUGGCGUCAAAUCUUUCUCCCUUGUGAGCUGCUUCCCGCUCGCCACCUACCUGAGGGCCCUCAAUGUGACCGUCGUUGACCUGCUCUCGCUCGACACGCAGGGCAGCGAGAUCAGCAUCAUCAAGACUUUCCCGUGGGAGAAGGUCCACGUCAGGGCGGUGGUGGUGGAGGUCGCGGCCCCGGAGUUCCAGCAUGACUUCGUGGAGUACAUGCGUGGCCGAGGAUUCACGCUGGUGGGGCACUACAAUGACUACAUCUUCGUGCAGGAGGGGGAUGCUGCACUCGCGAGGCUCAGAGCGCAGGAUGGAUGGUACGUGGUCGUACAGGAGAAGUGACGCGUCUACUUAAUGGCAGAGAGAGAGAGAGAGAGAGAGAGAGAGAGAGAGAGAGAGAGAGAGAGAGAGAGAGAGAGUUUGUGAUAGGCUACUACAACUCAAAUCAUGGUUCGGUUAUGUACAGUAGCGAUCAUAAGUUGUGUUCUGCUUCAUCGCCAUGAUGAGUCGUAACCAGUUCGUGUUUCUCCCCUAUUUCCACUUAUAAAUAAAUGAAAGAUCAGGACGGGUUAGAUUGCUGGUGUCCCGGUGUACGAGAUGUAUGUUAGGUUUUGUAUAUUUAAGAGGCUGGUAGGCAAUGGGAUUAAAUACUGAACACCUGCCUUGCCACUUUGUCAUUUCACUUCAUUCGAGAGGACAUUCGAGAGGCUCCUAAGAGGUGCUUGAGAGUAGAAAUAGUAGUAGUAGUAGUAGUAGUAGUAGUAGUAGUUUAACAUACACACAUACAUACACACACACACACACACACACACACACACACACACACACACACACACACACACACACACACACACACACACUAAUGAUAAUGAUAACAGUGAUAAUAAUAAUAGUGAUAAUAAUAAUAAUAAUAAUAAUAAUAAUAAUAAUAAUAAUAAUAAUAAUAAUAAUAAAGUAAGAAUGAAUAGACAACUUCUUUGUUAGUUAUAUUUUCAUGGUUCUUGUCUAAUAUUUAAGUAAAUCAUCAUAAUCUUUCUCUCUUCAGCAACAGCGUCUCAUAAAAACCCAUCCCUUCACUCAUACUUUACUUAAAACCUACAUACGUAUACUAUGUGCCUAUGUAAAUUAUAACUUGUACUGUUUAUUAGCUUCCAUCAAAUAGUUGACAUUGUUUCUCGACAGCCCUCCACAGUCCACACCAUCAUGGGCAUACCUAUUGUACUGUACUCGUAACUUCCUCUUCCCUCGUGUCUGAAUUAAGUUCCUCGUAUUCUUAAACGUCUCAUUUCAGUAACUUUCAUCACUUUACUGGGCAUUACUCGAGGUCUUCAAGGGUAUUUUCAAGAUUCCAAUAACAAUAUAACGAGAAUUUUACCCUACAAC